AUGACGCCUCAUGGUGAAUCAAGCGAUGCCUCCAUUGGCGAUCAAGUGGCGCACAAGCUCAAGGCCACCGCUGAUGCCGUACUUUCCGCCAUUCAGCACGAAGAUCAAUCUGAAGCGCACCGCAUCUUCCGUUCGCACCCUGGUCACAACGGUCGUCGGGCUUCUAACAUCUCGUCUGCCGAUAAGCACGCCUUCCAAUCCUCUUUGCAUCGGACUCAAGAGGAAAUUGGUGAACGCUUCCCCGCCAUCGAACAUCCCGGUUCUACCGGUGUCAUUUACGUCACCGACCGUGCUACCAGCAACGGCUUCUACUAUGGUAAUCCGGAAUGGGCCAACAUGGGCCAAGGAGCGCCCGAAGUGGGUAACAUCGAGGGAGGGGUGCCUCGAAUGCUUCAAUUCGAUCUGAGCGAGUUUGGCGAGGGUGUACACGAGUAUGCACCCAACACGGGCACCAUGGCGUUGCGAAAGGCAGUGGCCAACUACUACAACCAGACGUUCCGACAGAACCACACCAAAAAAUUCGACUAUAGCAACGUGUGCAUCGUCCCCGGUGGACGCGCAGGUAUGACUCGGUUGGCGGCGGUGAUCGGAAACGUCAACUGCGGCUAUCAAUUGCCUGAGUAUACGAGCUACGAAAGCAUGUUGAGUGCGUUCAAGAGUCUCGUGCCCAUUCCAACGGUGCUUUCCGAGGAAGAUCGAUACAAGCUCAGCACCGACGAUUUGCGAAAGGAGAUCAAGGGUCGUGGCUUGAGCGCUAUGAUCAUGUCGAACCCGCGCAACCCGACCGGUAUGCUGAUCGAAGGUCAAGAGCUCAAGAGACUUGUAGAGACGUCCAAAGAGCUAGGUUGUACGAUCCUGCUUGACGAGUUUUACUCAUGGUACAUGCACGAAGGACCUCUGGGCCGUGCGAAUUCUGCCGCCGAACACAUCGACGAUAUCAACGAGACGCCCGUGGUUCUGAUCGACGGCCUGACCAAAGGCUUCCGUCUACCUGGAUGGAGGGUCUGCUGGGUGGUUGGUCCAAAAGACAUUAUCACGGCGCUCAACCAGUCUGGCUCGUUCUUGGACGGAGGUACAUCCCACCCUAUGCAGUGUAUGGCGUUGCAGAUGCUCGACAUCGACCGUUGCAACCAGGACAGGAUCGCGCUCCAGAAGCUCUUUAGGCACAAGCGUCAGCACGUGCUGGCGAGACUCAAGAAGAUGGGUCUCGAGGUCAAGGUGGAACCUCAGGCAACCUUCUACAUCUGGCUCAGCCUUGCUAAUCUCCCCUCGCCGCUCGACAGCGGACUGGUCAUGUUCGAAGAGCUCCUGCGCGAGAAAACCAUCGUCGUACCAGGCAUCGCCUUCGACAUCAACCCAGCUCACCGUCGGAACAUCGUCCAGUCUCCCUGCGAAAAGUUCAUCCGCAUCUCCUACGGUCCCGAGCUCGCUCAGAUCAAUCGUGGAUUGGACGCACUCGAACGCGUUAUCGCCAAAGCCGAUCCUAAUCACGCCGAAAACGCCAAGUUGGGCAAAGGCUUCGCUCCCACAAAAAGCACCCAUGCUGACGAUCAAAAAUGA
Molecule: messenger RNA, 1560 nt
Organism: Mycosarcoma maydis (corn smut)
Lineage: Eukaryota; Fungi; Basidiomycota; Ustilaginomycetes; Ustilaginales
Exons: 2
Coding region: 1-1560 (519 amino acids)
Biological process (GO): biosynthetic process
Molecular function (GO): pyridoxal phosphate binding
Source: RefSeq, a predicted model, not a curated record